UUCAGUUAAAACAACAGAGGACUUCUGUCGUCACCCUUAGCCUACAGUUAGCCAUAAUACAACCAUGUCAUCUGAUCUUAACGGUAAUCAAUACGAAUCGAUCGAAAAACCAGCUACUGCAGGCGCUGCCUGCUUCCGCUGCCGAGGUUUUAGACAUGCCUGUGAUAGGACAAAGCCCUCAUGUCUACGUUGUCAACGACGAGGUAUCAAUUGUGUUUAUCCCGAAGCAGCACCAACUUUGAAAAGGUUACAAAAAGCAACAGAAAAUCUAGGAGAAAGAAUCAAGAAAUUCAAUGAAAAACUGAGAACUUCUGAAAUGUUUCCUCAACAACAAAAUCAACAAAACAUCACCGAUGGCCUUCUUUAUAGUAUGAAUGAUACUAUUCCUAUGAAUGCCGCUGACGAUAUUCCAAUCUUUAUGGAUGAUGUCGGGCUUUCGAUUUGGGAGCAGCAAUUGCAACAGCAGCGGCCUAAAAGGCGUAUAAUACGUCGUGGCAAGGUUGCUUCUACAAGCAACUAUUCUGUUUAUCCCUGCACAAAGUGUUUUAAAGACUUGCAGCAAUGCGAUUUGACACUUCCCCGUUGCAGUCGUUGUGCGGCCAACCAUUUUGAAUGCGGAUACAAAAAAGCCGAGCCGAAAGCAAAUCACGUCUCACAAGUCCUCACCACGAUGAAUAAAAUAAUGGAUCAGUGGCAAGAAUCUAUAGAUAGGGUCGCGAAGGACUUUGCUCAAAAAACGAGAGACCUUUCCGUUAAAGCAAACAAUUCAUUAAAGAUGAAACCUACGCCACAAACUGCCUGGAAAAUUACAUCAACCAAGAGGGGAUUAUCUGUGGAAAGUAAUGUCAAUACCUACAAUGAUCUGUCUCGAUUGAUAGAACAGUUCAAACGCACUAUGUCUAUUACGCCUAAAGAUAAUAAAUCCCAACAAAACAAGCCGAAUACUCUAGCGGCUAAUAUCAAUCAACAGCACUUAUCGAUAGAACUCAAAGAUCCUUUGAUAGAGUUCGAAGAUACGAGUUCAAUUCAUACAACAACAGGUUUUGCCAUAUGGGAUACGUGGGCCUGCUCCUCACAAACCAUACCUCAGAACUAUCCAAUAGAUAUCAAUCAAGAGCUUACUGAUAAUCUAAUAGAUUUAUAUUGUCGAACACCUUGCUGCUCAUCGAUUCGGCUUCCUAUUAUUGAUACAGAAACCUUCUUAAAACGAUAUCAGGAUCCAGAUCCGACCAAAAGACCGCCCACUGUAUUGGUCUAUGCUAUUUGUGCAAUGGCAGCCAGAAACGCAUUCCAACUGCAUGUCUGGAGUAAAAAGCCUACAAGCGAAUCACCUAACUACAAUAUGGGCAAAGCUCUGUCCGUAGCCUACUGUCUUCGCGGAAGGGAGCUUCUAUCCGAAUGUUUUGAUGAGCCUACUUUUGAUCACUGCCAAGCAGCCUUUUUGUUGUCGUAUUGCAAUUAUCAAAACGGUUUUACAAAUGUGAUUUACUUUUAUGAAUGGAUUGCAUUUAAUAUGGCGCAGGAGCUGGGUCUCUAUAAGGAGAGUAAGAAAUUGACGCGCUAUGAAUCUAUGCUGGUUUGGUGUCUUUACGACUGCAAUGCUUGGUAUAAAGCGUUGCGUGGAGGUGAUGGUGCUGGCUCCAGAGGAAUAAGCCAAUGUCGGCCACCCAUGUCAACAUUACCCUCAGCCGUUGCCUGCCCGAAUGCUAACGACCCUGAAAGUGCAUGGGUAGAAUAUUAUGUGUGGAAUAGUUGGGUUUAUCAAAUCCAGUUACAACUGUUACGUGAUCAAACGAUAACUUUACUGGUAACCCAUGAAGGACAAUGUGAUUCAAUCCUGCCGCAAGAGUUGCUGGCUUUACAACAAAAGUUAGAGCAGUUCUAUAAUGAACUACCGUUAGAAUGGAAGCCAAGUACAAGCAGUUUGUACGAAAAUCUCUUGGAUACUGAUUCGCCCUCCUAUUGCUCUUUCAAUGUUCCGUCACCAUGCUGCAGCUUUUCGUCAGCUUCGUCCAAGGAGGAUAGCGAAAGAAAUGACACGUACCAUGUUGACAUGAAAACAUUUUCACGGCAUUGUAUCCAACUGGUAAACCUUCAUUUCUAUAUUAACCAGAUUAUUCUGUACCAGCCUUUUGUGCCUAUGCAUCGCGUACCGUUUACGCACUUAUCCUUAAAAAGUUUGCAAGUCAGCGUAAAUGCAGCAACGCAAAUGACCAAUACCUUCAGACACAUAAUCCAGCAUCAGAAAGCAUGCUAUGUGCCUCUUGUGGGAUUCAUAUUUGCCAAUGUUGUUUAUAGAAAGCUCUUGAGCUAUACAACAGAUGACCAUUAUUACGAAGUGGGUAAAUUAGGGGUGUUACAGUCGAUCGAGUUAUCUAAAUUAUCAAACACUUAUUCCUACGAUUUUGAAAUGGCACGCACUUUGGUGGGAGUUAUGGAGCAAGAUACCCAAUAUGUCGCAGAAGCAAAUAUGACGAAUAGUAAUCCUUAUAUGAUGUUGAUCGAUGCAGCGUCUAGCGCUUUGAGUACUCAAACACCACAGACGCCACUUACACAACAAAAUGUAUAUGAAAUACAGGGUAAGCUUACUUGAUGGUCAGCAGUAAACAUUCUCUUUACUCUUCUAAGCUUAAACGUCCUAUUCUUUAGGUAAGCCCGAAGAAACUUGCCCAAAUAGAUAUUAAGUUAUACCUGUCAUGAUUUCUGCUGCUGCUAAAUCGUUCACAUAUAAUAUUCUAUUUUUGUUCCUUGUUUUCCAUUAUACCUAUUUAUCGUUAUCAGUAAUUUUUUUUCUAUACAUAUAAAUACAUUUAAUAUAAUCCAGUAAGCGUCUUCUUCCCUUUUCCACAUCCAAAU
Mycotypha africana is the source of this 2856-nucleotide messenger RNA. RefSeq lists its product as uncharacterized. The record is from RefSeq and is a predicted model, not a curated record. Gene Ontology annotation, biological process: DNA-templated transcription; regulation of DNA-templated transcription. Gene Ontology annotation, cellular component: nucleus. The transcript has 2 exons. NCBI's taxonomy places the organism in Eukaryota, Fungi, Mucoromycota, Mucoromycetes, Mucorales, Mycotyphaceae. The coding region runs from base 65 to 2593 and encodes 842 amino acids. Gene Ontology annotation, molecular function: DNA binding; DNA-binding transcription factor activity, RNA polymerase II-specific; zinc ion binding.